GCGCGCGGGGCUCUGUCCGGGCGGGGACGGUGACUCUGGUUCCGAGGGGAUGGGGCCGACGUGGCUGGUGCUGGGAGGCGGGGCCGAGAGGCCAGCCGGGGAGUCCCGAGCGGAGCCGCAGCUGGAUGGCAGGGACAGCCCGGAGCGCGCCGCCGCACGAGAUUGGCCGGCCAGGCUGAAACUGCUCAGCGAUGAGAGGGAAAAGGUUUCUGCUACAUGGGAUGCUUGCCUUGUUUCUGCUCAGCAUCCCCUGUGAAGCCCAGGAGCUCCAAGUGGACAAGGCCACCACUGGUUCCAGUCCUCUGUGUGAGAAAGAGGCCAACUCCUGGGGAACUCUGUUCAGUGGGGAGCGACUGGAUGCUUGGAUCUUUCCUCUGAUUGGCUCAGUUAUGGUGGGGCUGAGUGGAGUCUUCCCCCUGCUGGUAGUUCCCCUUGAGACAGGAGCUGCUCUGCGAUCAGAAGUGGGAUCGAAUCGUUUGAAGCAGCUGUUGAGUUUUGCAAUUGGUGGGCUUCUGGGGAACGUAUUUCUCCACCUCCUCCCUGAGGCUUGGGCCUACACCUGCAGCGCCACUGCAGGAGGUGGGCAGAGUUUGCAGCAGCAGAAGCUUCUUGGCCUCUGGGUGAUCAUUGGUUUCCUGACCUUCCUGGCAUUGGAGAAGAUGUUCCUAGAGAGCGAGAAGCAAGAAUGGCCUAGCGUGGGCAAUAAUUCCAAAGCACCUUCCGGAGGGAUUCCAAAUGGAAACAGCUUUUCCCUGCAGAAAGUAGCAGGCACAGUCCAAAGAGCAGAGACAAACAUCGCUCAGUGUAAUGGCUCCUCUCUCUCGUCUUGCCCACCAGACCGAAGAAUCAAGAUCAGUGGAUACCUUAACCUGUUGGCCAAUACCAUUGAUAACUUCACACAUGGCCUGGCGGUGGCAGCCAGCUUCCUGGUUAGCAGAAAGGUGGGGCUUCUAACCACCAUGGCAAUCCUACUGCACGAAAUCCCACAUGAGGUAGGAGACUUUGCCAUCCUGCUCCGGGCUGGGUUUGACCGCUGGAGUGCAGCCAAGAUGCAGCUUUCCACAGCUCUGGGUGGAAUUCUAGGAACCUGCUUUGCAAUCUGUUCUCAGUCACCUAAAGAGACAGGGGAAACUGUAGCUUGGAUUCUUCCAUUCACCUCUGGGGGGUUCCUGUACAUCGCCUUGGUAAACGUUGUGCCUGAUCUCCUAGAGGAGAAGAAUCCCUGGCAACUCAAGGAUUGCCCAGAAAAGGGUUAAACUUCUCUGUCAGGCCUAGCAAACUGCUGAGUUUCUCCUGGAUGCAAUUUUGCAGAGACAAAGUCUGAACAACUGGCUUUGAACAGUGAUAAAGCUGCAGCUGGAGGAAUAAGUCCCAUGAAACAGCCAGGAUCAGAAGAGAUUUUGUGCCUCUGGAGAAGCUGUAUUUAAUAACUUGACUCAGUUUUAGCCUACUUCUCAUUGCAUACAAUCAAAGGGCUUUUUCUGCUAUUUAGGCCUUGUUCCACAUUAAAGUGGUAAAGGUGGUGAGGAAGAAUCAUAAAUGAAUGUCUGCAACUGCAGCUGUCCAUAUUUUGUUGACUUAAAAAAUCAUGAUGCUUUGUUUCUUAACUUUCUGAGUAUUCUCAGUGUAGCUUUUCACCAUUGGGGUGCCCUGUGUGCUCCCCAGAAGUGUGUAACCUUCUGGGAAGUUUUGACUGUUGGCGAAGGGAACAUCCAUCUUUUCUUUGAGACUUAGAACAUUCCAGAUUAGGCUGUGUUGGGUGUGUGGAUGCUGCACACCCUCACUUCCUUACAGCCUGCAAAACAGCAAGUCAGAUCUACCUCUACAUCCACUUUAGUCAGCUGGCCAUUGCUUUUCCCUAGUUAGGGUUUUUCUCGUGAUUGUUUUCUUAGCUCUGGCUCUGUAGUGUACAGUAACUUCUCAUUAACGUCCUCCCACUUAACGUUGUUUUGAAGUUACAUUGCUGCUCCAUUAGGGAACAUACUUGUUUAAAGUUGUGCAGUGCUCCCUUAUAACGUCAUUUAACUUUACAAGGGCGCAUUGCACAAGUUCCUCUUCUCUGCCCCCUUCCCCUCUCUUUCUCUCUCCCUCCCUCCCAGGGCUUCCCCCACCUGUUUGGCAGCACUUAGGACUUUCUGGGAGGGAGCAAGCAAGCAAGCGGGGAAGCUCCCCCCUCCCUCCCCCCCCAGCAGGCAGGGCCACCCUUAAAAGCGCUGCUUCUCUCCAACUGGCUUUGAAGGGGAAAGUGCCGUUUCUCUCUGGCCACUGGCUGCGCGGCUGCCCCUGCUCCUGAGUCCUCUGGCCCGUCCUUGCAGGGCCACAUUCCGAAAGGGGCGUUAGAGCUGGAGGCCAGGGCCCUGUGGCUCCCUUAGCCCAGGGCCCUGCAGCCCCUAAAGCCCCUGCGUUCUGGGUGGCCCUGCCUGCCCUGGGGGGGAAGCUCCCAGAAUUGUGGCCAUGGGGGCAGUGCUGUGCUGCGCAGAGCCACCUGCACACCCCCUGCACCAAACAGGAGCUGCCCCAGGUAAGUGCUCUGCACCUCCUGCCUGCCCCAGCCCUGAACCUCCCACACCCUAACUCCCUCCCAGACCCUGCACCCCCAGCCCUGAGCCCCAGGGGUAAACCGGGGCAACUCCCCCCCACUGCACAGUACAGUAUAUAAUGCCUUUUGUCUGCCCCCCCAAAAUUUCCUUGGAACCUAACCCCCUGCAUUUACAUUAAAGCUUAUGGGAAAAUUGGAUUAGUUUAACAUCCUUUCACCUAAAGUUGCAUUUUUCAGGAACAUACCUACAACGUUAAGUGAGGAGUUACUGUAAUAUAGAUUUAGGGGAAAUUCUCCCUGUACUCCCCUUCCCCACCCCAAUCUUAUCUACUAAAUAUGGCAGAAUCUGAAAAAAGGAUGGGGUUCAAAGAAUGACUCACUGGAGGCUCCAAUUUUCUCAUUUCCUACCAAAGCUAGGUUUGUGUAAAGUGAGCAACUCCAUCCCAAGAGUGUAGAUUUGUACUGUGACUCUCCUUAAGAACUCAAGUUACUGAUUAGUAACACUUUCCUAGUGAAUUUUCUCAUUUCUCCCUCCUUAAAGACUAUAGAAUUCAGUUGAAAGUAAUGAGCUGAAAUGUUACUUUAAAAGCUUGUGUUGCUUUCAGUUUUGAACAGUUCUGUUCUUAUUACAGAUACAAUGGGCUUUUACAAGUCAUCACGGAUGAAGUGAGGUAGGGUAGGGGCACUACACAAAAAUGAGGAAGCUAGUUAAAUGGAGAGUAAAAUGAACAGUCACCAGCACGAAAUGCCUGCCAGCAGCAUGGAAACUAUUUAAAAACACCGUAAAAGAGGUGCAAAUUAAAUGUUUACCCCUACAUUAAAAAAUAUAGUAAGAGGACUGAAACAAUGCUGCAAUGGCUAAACAACAGAGUACAGUAACUCUUCACUUAACAUCCUCUGGCUUAACAUUGUUUCAAAGUUACGUUACUGCUCAAUUAGGGAACAUACUCAUUUAAAGUUGUGCAGUGCUCCCUUAUAAUGUAGUUUGGUUGACUGCUCUGUCCACUGCUUGUAAGAUUCUGUGGAAGAGCAGCGACUUUACAAGGGAGCAUUGCACAAGUUCCUCUUCUCUGUCUCCUCCCCCUCCCUCCCAGUGCUUAGGACUUUCACUUAGGACUUUCUGGGAGGGAGGGGGAAGCACUGCAUCUCUGCUCCUCCCCAGCCCUCCCAGAAAGUCCUAAGCAUGAAGCGCUGGGAGGGAGGGGGAGGAGAGGGGAA
This is a messenger RNA of Gopherus flavomarginatus (Mexican gopher tortoise), 3757 nucleotides long. RefSeq names its product solute carrier family 39 member 13 (gene SLC39A13). Gene Ontology annotation, cellular component: membrane. Bases 192 to 1256 code for a protein of 354 amino acids. Gene Ontology annotation, biological process: zinc ion transmembrane transport; intracellular zinc ion homeostasis. Lineage: Eukaryota; Metazoa; Chordata; Testudines; Testudinidae. The transcript is spliced from 10 exons. Gene Ontology annotation, molecular function: zinc ion transmembrane transporter activity. The record is from RefSeq and is a predicted model, not a curated record.